Molecule: messenger RNA, 954 nt
Organism: Eimeria acervulina
Lineage: Eukaryota; Apicomplexa; Conoidasida; Eucoccidiorida; Eimeriidae
Product: malate dehydrogenase, putative
Exons: 7
Coding region: 1-954 (317 amino acids)
Biological process (GO): carboxylic acid metabolic process
Cellular component (GO): cytoplasm
Molecular function (GO): L-malate dehydrogenase (NAD+) activity
Source: RefSeq, a predicted model, not a curated record
AUGAGGCGGCCGAAGAUUGCGCUCGUUGGUGGAGGACAAAUCGGGGCUGUCUUAGCCUUUCUUUCUUCACUAAAGGAGUUAGGAGAUGUCAGUAUUUUCGACGUCGUGGAAGGAAUGCCGCAAGGGAAGGCGUUGGAUAUAUCGCAAGUCGGACCUGUGGAAGGGGUGGACAACUGCGUCUCGGGUUCAAAUCAGUUCGCAGCUCUGCAGGGGGCCGACGUAGUUAUCGUCACUGCAGGCGUUCCCCGCAAACCAGGCAUGUCUCGAGACGACUUGCUAAGUAUCAACUCGAAGAUCGUUUCAGAAGUGGCCGAGAACAUUAAAAUACAUGCACCUGACGCUUUUGUCAUUUGCAUUACAAAUCCCCUUGACGCAAUGGUGCAGCUGAUGAGGGAACGAAGCGGAUUGCCGCAUGCAAAGGUGGUGGGCAUGGCGGGGGUGUUGGAUUCGGCACGAUUUCGCUCUUUUGUGGCUGAGAGGCUGCAGGUGUCAGUUGAAGAUGUGCAGGCAAUGGUGAUGGGCGGACACGGAGAUGCAAUGGUGCCCCUGCCAAGAUACUGCACAGUGUCUGGUAUCCCUCUGCCUGAUUUGGUGGCGAUGGGUCAACUCGCACAAAAGGACGUCGAUGACAUUGUGCAGCGCACGCGAAACGGCGGAGGAGAGAUUGUUGAUCUGCUGAAGGCGGGCUCCGCGUUCUUUGCUCCGGCAGCCUCGGGGGUACUGAUGGCUGAGGCAUACCUUAAGGACAAGAAGAGGGUCAUCCCCUGCGCUGCUUACCUCACUGGGCAGUACGGAGUGAACGGCUUGUAUGUUGGAGUGCCGUGCAUUGUUGGAGCUGGGGGCGUGGAGAAGAUCUUGGAGUUGCAACUGACAGCAGAGGAGAAGGCGAUGUUUGCGAAAUCUGUUGAGGCCGUCCGGUCCCUCGUCGACGCAUUGCCUAAAUCCCCACAGUAA